Messenger RNA from Lentinula edodes (shiitake mushroom), 519 nucleotides. RefSeq lists its product as uncharacterized. Gene Ontology annotation, molecular function: nucleic acid binding; zinc ion binding. The transcript is spliced from 5 exons. The record is from RefSeq and is a predicted model, not a curated record. The coding region runs from base 1 to 519 and encodes 172 amino acids. NCBI's taxonomy places the organism in Eukaryota, Fungi, Basidiomycota, Agaricomycetes, Agaricales, Omphalotaceae.
AUGGCAUACCAAUUCUCCAGAAAGGGUUGCUUCAAAUGUGGCAACUUGGGACACAUUGCUGAGAACUGCUCUUCAGAGCAGCGUCUCUGUUAUAACUGCAGGCAGCCCGGACAUGAAUCCUCUGCUUGCCCCUCUCCCAGGACCGCUUCCGCCAAGCAAUGCUAUAACUGCGGCGGCGUGGGCCAUAUUGUUGCUGAGUGUCCGAGCUUGAGGGUUCAGCAAGGUAAUAAUCAGAAAUGUUAUAAUUGUGGGCGGUUUGGUCAUAUUGCCCGUGUUUGUCCGAACGGAGCCGUGAAAAGCGAAGGAGCAUUUACUUCACGCCCUCCUCACGGUCGCACACUCAAUACCUCGACUCUGCCUCCUAUUCAUUGCUUCAAGUGUGGUCUUCUAAAUCAUCGGGCCAAGUCUGUCCUUAUCAAAUUACUUCUCCAGCUCCUUUUCACUCAUCCUGUUUGCACAGGGAUUGUCUGGCUGCUGGUCCUAGCAUUGGUGAUGUUCCGACCGGUCCUGCAGCAAUGA